Messenger RNA from Petromyzon marinus (sea lamprey), 1922 nucleotides. RefSeq lists its product as uncharacterized. Gene Ontology annotation, molecular function: RNA polymerase II cis-regulatory region sequence-specific DNA binding; DNA-binding transcription factor activity, RNA polymerase II-specific. The record is from RefSeq and is a predicted model, not a curated record. Gene Ontology annotation, biological process: regulation of transcription by RNA polymerase II. NCBI's taxonomy places the organism in Eukaryota, Metazoa, Chordata, Hyperoartia, Petromyzontiformes, Petromyzontidae.
UAGUCGUUACGACCCCUGACCCCGCGAAUCGCGAGGCCGCGGAUUCCGCCACUCGCUCAGCCGCCUCCUCCCCGCAGCCUCGGCCUCAAUCGCGAGCAGCCCUCACCACUUCACCACCGCCUCCUCACCACCGCCCUCUCACCACCGCCCUCUCACCACCGCCCUCUCACCACCGCCCUCUCACCACCGCCCACUCACCACCACCUCUUCACCGCCGCCUGUUCCUCACCACCAGCACCGCCUCACCACCGCUGCAACAGCAGCUGCGACUUCUCUUCUCGCCCCGUGCUUCAGCACAGGUUCAUAAUGAUGUCGUGUUGCGCCACGGCUAUGCCGCUGGAGGCGAUCGGCGACGGCAGCAGCUUCCCGGCGUGGCUGGAGACGCAGGGCGUGAGUGCCGAGGUGGCCCGCGCCCUCGACUCGGAGCUGGGCAUCCGCGACUACGGCCUCCUGCGCGCCUGCGUGGACGACGGGAGCGUGCGAGCGGAGCUGCUGGCCACCGCUCGCCAACGCCUGCCCUUCGGGUUCUACGCGGCGCUGAGGCGCGCCGUGAAGGCCCUGCGACAGCUCAACAACGAAGACGGAGAGGGAGGAGGAGCGGGAGGAGGAGAAGCGGGAGGAGGAGCGGGAGGAGGAGGAGACGCAGGCGCGACGCUGCUGGGAGGCCUCGUGGAGGCGCUCCUCGCGCUCUUCGGGGGCCUCAGCCGCGAGCUGCUGCUCUCCGCUGAGCGCCUGGGGGCACUCACCGCUCACCGCCUCUGCCCCGGAGUGUCCGGAGACGGCCGGGAGGGAAGGGACGGGGGAGGUCGCGGAGAGUGGGGCGAGGCCAACGAGGAGGAGGUGGUGGGGGAUGACGCCCCAACGCACGACCCCCGGUGGGACACGAUGGCGGUUAAGACGGAGACGUGCGGAGACACCGGCUCCGGAACGGCAAACACCUCUUGCUCACCUGAAUGGCCGCUCAUCAAAGUGGAGGAGAAGUGCCGAGAGCCAGAAUCGCGCCGGGAAUCCCCGCGCUCUGUCGAGGCCUCUUACUUCACCAUGCCCAACGGCGGAGGCACGGAUCCCAGCGUGGAGGUGACGGGCCGCGUCCCCUGUGGGUCCCCGUGGGUCCCCUUGGACCAGCAGCAGCAGGGUGUGGAGGGUGUGGGUUCCCAGAGCACCGGGGAUGAGGGGGACGAUGCAGGACUGGAGGCUGCCAUCAACGGCGGCAUGCAGCGCCACCUCGUCAAGCGCAGCAGCGGCAGCAACAACAACAGCGGCGGCGGCGGAAACACCCCGAAGCGUCAGCGCCAACGGCACCAACAGCACCAACAGCACCAACAGCACCACCAACAACAGCAGCAGCAGGAGGCGUCGGCGGCAGGCGAGCGUCCGUACGUGUGCGAGCAGUGCGGUCGCAGCUACACGGAGCUCUCCCACCUGCGCGUGCACAGGCGCACGCACACAGGCGAGCGGCCCUACGUGUGCACCGAGUGCGGCCGCGGCUUUUCGCAGUCCUCCCAUCUCAAGGUGCACCUGCGGUCACACACGGGCGAGCGGCCGCACGUCUGCGGCGAGUGCGGCAAGGGCUUCAUGCAGCUCUUCAACCUCAAGAGGCACCAGAGCACGCACGUGUGACGCUCCCCCAGCGCGCGAGAUGACGACGUAAUAUCGGAAGGAAAAGGCGUUCCAGACGGCGGCAGGAAGCAGGGCAUCUGAAAGCGCCGCGCGGUGACGCGGUGAUCAUCUUUGUUUGAUGGUUCGCCAAAAGGAGUUCUCAAAAAGUGCACCGGGGAACCCGGUCGAGAGCGCUGCACUGUGUUGCGAACCCGGCGACCUGGAUUUGAUUCCCGCUCCAGGCCACCAACACCAGCGAGGAGCAUCUGAACCAGUCCUGGGCCUCCCCUCCGUCGACUCGGCCUCAAAUGGGUAGCUGGUGU